GUGGUAUACUUUCUUUCUCCAGGACGUGGAGGUUCUUCCGGAGGGAAGUUUCGUAUCUCCCUGGGUCUCCCAGUUGGUGCAGUAAUCAACUGUGCGGACAAUACAGGUGCCAAAAACCUUUACAUUAUUGCUGUCAAGGGAAUCAAGGGUCGCCUGAACAGAUUACCAGCUGCAGGGUCGGGAGAUAUGGUAUUAGCUACAGUCAAAAAGGGAAAACCAGAGCUCAGGAAAAAAGGUGAGAAAAUUGUAAGGAUUCCCUAUGUUGAUGGAUUUAGUAUUUUGCUGUGCAUGUAAUUUGCAUUGACAACUCCUAUGACUAAGUGAAGCAACAUGCAAAAUUUGUUCUUUAUCUUACCCUUUUAUUUUUCAAACUACGGCUCAAACUUAUAAUAGGAAUAACCAAAGGUUAGGGAGUACAGGUGAGAUUGAUCAAAGGUCAAGUCACUCUUGCUCCACUGCUGUGCUUUCAAUAGCUUUCAUGUGAUAGAAGUUUAAAAUGUAUGUCACCAGGUAGUGUUCUAUGGAUCCCAUUUAUUCUUUGUGGGAGUCUGGUUGAAUACUGGGUACAUACUUGCCGUGCAUACAUAACAGCAACCAGGGCCCAGUUGUUCGAGUGCUGAUUAAAGCUAGCCCGGGGUUAAAUUUUAAUCCCAGUUAAUUUUUCUUUUGUUCAAAGGCAUUUUCUCAGAUAAUUUUCUCUAUUCAUUUGAGAGCAUCCAGUCAUCAGAUAGUAGAGAAAAAGAAUUAAACUGCAUUUGCUUUUUAAUCUUUCAUAUCUGAAUUCAAAUUUCGUACUAACCCUGGGUUAUCCUAACCCAGCUUUGAACAACCCUGCCCUGGAGAUUAGACUUGCAGGCUCCUCUUGCCAUCCACAAUAGGCCAUUUUUCCAAUUACAACAUUUUACUACAGUGAGCAGAAUUCAUUUUGUUUUUGCUUUCCUAUUGAAAUUCAUCUAUCCCGCUGAGAUUCUUCUAACAAUUUCCAAAGUGAAAUUUCACAAAUAUCCUGAAUUUUUUUUGUGAAAUCCUAAAAAAUGGAAGAAAGCCCUUCAUGUGUGCAAAAGUUCUACCAAAGGGAUUCCAUUCGAGUGGUAACAUCAUCAAGGAUUUUGUCAACAAAUUGAAAAGUUAGAAUGACAAUUAACAUUGCACCAUAACUUUGUCUUAGCUCUUAAAGUAAUAUUAUUGAUUUUUUGUCAAAUUUCUUGCCAUUUUUUAUGUUUAGUGAUGCCUGCAGUGGUGAUUAGACAACGGAAGGCAUUCAGAAGAAAGAAUGGCAUGUUUAUUUACUUUGAGGGUGAGUUCAAGGAUUCAAGUCUAUUUUCGUUAUUCGCUAAUUAAAGAAUGUACAGCUGUAGCACACAGUCCUCUUUAAUUUCAAGGUAGCAUUCUCCUUCUUUUUUUGAAGUUGUAGCUUGCAUUUUUGUUGUUAUCAGCCUCUUAAACUUCAGCUUUGUGCAGGCAAUGGAAAUGCUGACAAUUUAGCAGACUGAAAGAAGUGUGUGCUGGGCAAGAACUACCAGGCCCUGGGUUAGCGAGUAACUAACACAAUCAAACCUAAAAAGACCAAAGAAAGAUUUUUGACUCCAGUAUUUGUUUGGAGCAAAAUGUUUUCCUACUACAAUACAAUGCAAUAUUCUUUAUUCAACGAAGGUGACGUAAUAACCCAAUGAGUUGUCUAACUUAUGGCCCUCACAAAAAUACAAAGUACACAUAUAAAAACAAUGCCUAAUCAGUAAUAUACGACUACAACAAGAGAAAAAAUAGAACUAGACAAAUGUAUGGUUUAACAUCGAUAUAAGAUGAUAUAAACUAAUUACCUUCUAAUCCAGUUACAAUAAAGAGAAAAACGUAAAACACAUUAAUUCUUCAAGAUGAGAAAUGUUACUUGCAAACUUAAGGAAUAAGAUAGAGAGUUUAUGCUGAAAAUUAUUUAAUCUAGGUGAAAAAAUAAUAGAAGAAGGAGAUACACAUGCUACAGUUUGUUGUUCAAGUGUUGUGUACAACUUCUUACAUUCUUCUUUAUGAUCUUCUUCUCCUUGUUGCAGACAAUGCAGGUGUCAUAGUGAACAAUAAGGGUGAAAUGAAAGGUAAGAUACGGCUAUUUCCUUGCUGCUGAUGAGGUCAAUCUGUGGAUGAGUGUAAGCAGUGAUUUUGUUACAAUUUGCUAAUAGUGAGUCCGGGGAAUCGUCUCACGAAAACCAGUCCAGAAUCGAAUGAGUCCCAGUUCAAAAUCUAAUGAGGCAUUACUAUGGUAAAAGAUGCCAGAACUCUAAUGAAACUAGACAAUCACAUUUAAUCUGUAGUCUACUGUUAAUAGCAAAGCACUUAUCUCUGUAAUACAUUACCGUGGCGUUGACUCCCAAAGGACACAAGCUGUCAGUUAUUCUGCAUCCUCGAGAAUUUUUUUGCGUCAGGGACACUUUACGCAGGGGUAACAAAAUCACUGGUGUAGGUUAUUAAAAGAGUUGAACGUAAAGCAAUUUGUCUCGUAGGGGAUGUGUAAUUCGACCCAAAAAGGGUGCUGAUAGUAGUAAAAAUUAAUAUUAUUCCUUGAAAAUAUUUCUCAGUUUUGCAUUGGGCUAAGUUCCCUAGCUUAUUCUUCCUAGCCAGCCAGCAAUGAGCAAAUAAUGAAGAUGUUGUUAUUUUCCUGUUAACUUCAAUGGUAAAAGAGUUAACUGAAAUAAUUGUACGCACUGACUGUCGCACAUAAAGACACAGUGCAGCAACCCAGCAGUUUUGAGAGAAAAUGGCGGAAUAGUUUACACAUCACAUGAGGAUAGAAUAUCCAAAACACAACAAGAACACGUACACAUACAUGUACUGUACCAACAGUGCCACUUGAUUGAUGAUUGCUUUCCGGAAUAAUCCUUUCUUGCAACAAAAAACAUACAUUCAUAUCCUGAGACUGCUAAAGAGCAGCCAAAUGUUCUUAAGAUGGGAAUUCUUACAUGUACAUGUACCGCUGUAUAUGUAGGUGUGCCUACAUGUUUGUGUUAAGUGGGAGCAUAUGUUGUAGGUAAAAUUGAUUUAAGGUGAAACCAUAGUUCAGCCUAGUUUGAUAUUCACAAUUUUCUAUGUCCUAGCCCUAACUAUUCAUAGGAGACAAAAGAAAUUCUGGUUUAGUCUAAGAACACAUUUUACAUACAUGCACAACACAUACAUCUACACCAUAUUUUGAUGUUAAUGAAGCUGGCCAAGCCAUGUCUUUUAUUCAUAACUUUAUGUGCAUGUAUAUGAAACUACAAAAUUUUGGUGGUCGAGCAAAUUUUGACAGAUGAAGAUUAUUGCAACUUUUUUCCUCUGGAGUUUAAUGGUGGCAUAUCAGUCCACAAGGUCUCAGUCAUUAUUUUCUAUCGGCAUGGCUAUGCUUUAGACAAAUAGACUACAAGUAGUUCCCAUUUUUCCUUAGGGAUAGUAAAGCGAGCAAAAUGCAAGCGCGUGUGAAAAUCAUCCCAUGCAAGAGAGGCAAGCUGUUUCGCUUGCUCUACAAUCCCUGAGAAAAAAUGUGGACUACCCGUAGUCUAUUAUAAAAAAAGCCAUGAGGAAAAUACACUUGUACUGAUGGUUUUUGAUUAUUUUCUGUAGGUUCUGCCAUCACUGGCCCUGUAGCAAAAGAGUGUGCUGACCUGUGGCCAAGAAUUGCUUCCAAUGCUGGUAGCAUUCAAUGA
Messenger RNA from Porites evermanni, 3671 nucleotides. The record is from the annotation of a GenBank genome assembly. NCBI's taxonomy places the organism in Eukaryota, Metazoa, Cnidaria, Anthozoa, Scleractinia, Poritidae.